AUGGACCAUUCAAAAGAACUCGAUGUGGCAGGUGUCCACCUCGAAAGGCUGGGAGACAAAAAGCAAGAGGAUGGCGGUACGAACGAACAUGCUCGGGAGAUCCAUGAAUUCGAAAACCGUCAGAUCGACUUUGCUACAAUCAUGGCAGUAGUCAGCCUGGCAUUCUCAUACGAGGCCCACCUGCUGUCUUUUGUCUUGCCUGUGACGAUCCUUCUCACCAUCAAUGCAGACAUCGGGCCUUCCACGUCAAUCAACUGGGUUGCAACGGCGAGUUCAUUGUCGAUUGCCGUCAUCCAAACCGUGGCAGGGAGUUGCAGUGAUAUCUUUGGCAGAAGAAAUUUCACGAUCUUGGGCAAUUUACUAGGGCUUGUUGGCUGCAUCACAGCUUCAAGGGCAAAUACCGUCGCGGUAGUGAUCGGAGGCAUGGUCCUUCAGGGUAUCGGUGCAGGACCACAGCAACUGGCCUAUGCUGGAGCCAACGAGAUUGUACCCAAGAAGAAUCGAGGCGAAACAGCAGCGUUUCUGAGUUUGGCUGCACUUCCGGGUUCUGCCUUUGGUUCGGCCAUUGCUUACGCACUCGUCGCUCGCUUGAACUGGAGAUGGGCAUACUACGUCGGUGCCAUCGCUAACGGCGUGGCUUUGAUUCUUACGAUUGCUUUCUAUUGGCCACCAAGCUUCUUCACCCUACAUCCAGACGUGACAAGCCAGCUUCAACAGCUCAAAAAACUGGACUGGAUUGGCCUUCUUCUUUUCGCCGGUGGUCUAACAAGCUUCCUGCUCGGCGUUCAAUUCGGUGGCAACCCUUAUAAAUGGACGAGCGCCACUGUUUUGGCUCCCUUGAUCAUAGGUGCGGUGGCUGUAUUCAUCCUCUUCCCACUCGAUUUCCCUCAAAUAUCACCGUGCUGUGCCCUCCGAAAAUGUUCAAGAAUGUUCGAGGGUUCACGAUUCCCAUUUUUGAUUAGCUUGCAAGUCCUAUGGCCACAAGAAAUACAUUCACUGUUCACAACAAAACCGCAGACAAUCGGAUGGUACAGUCUUGCUUACAAUUGUUCCGCAACCUUGGGUGCAAUUGUUUCUGGGGUGCUUUUCGCUCGUAUCAAGCACAUCAGGUGGCAAUUUUUCACCAUUGCAGUCCUCCAAUGUUCCUUCACGGCUUCAGCAGCAUCGAUUACUCAGCAUACUCCGGCGAGAGCCAUUGUGCUGAUAGCCAUGGGUGCAUUUUGCGUGGGAGCUUCUCAGGUUCUGGCCACUCUGAUUGUCCAGUUCGGAGCCGAAGACCAUCAGAUAGGGGUUGCGACAGGUUUGUCGGGAACAUUUCGAGCGACCGGCGGUUCCAUUGCAAUUGCAAUCUAUUCCACCAUCAUCCGUUCAUACCUUACUGGCCAUCUCGGGAAAAAUGUCUCGAACGCGGCUUUGGCAGCUGGACUGCCAGUGUCCUCCCUUCCAUCAUUCUUGAAGGCACUGCUGGCACAAAGCGCAACAGCUCUCAAAACUGUCAAGGGCGUCACCCCGACCAUUGUGGCCGCCGCGGGAGAUGGCACCAAGCCGACAUAUGCUCACGCGUAUCGAACCGUUUUCCUAGCCAGCAUUGCAUUCGGAGGUGAGUUGCUCCUGGUCCUAUGA
Cladophialophora immunda is the source of this 1623-nucleotide messenger RNA. RefSeq lists its product as uncharacterized. The transcript is spliced from 12 exons. Gene Ontology annotation, molecular function: transmembrane transporter activity. The record is from RefSeq and is a predicted model, not a curated record. Gene Ontology annotation, biological process: transmembrane transport. NCBI's taxonomy places the organism in Eukaryota, Fungi, Ascomycota, Eurotiomycetes, Chaetothyriales, Herpotrichiellaceae. Bases 1 to 1623 code for a protein of 540 amino acids.